Molecule: messenger RNA, 1000 nt
Organism: Haliotis rubra (blacklip abalone)
Lineage: Eukaryota; Metazoa; Mollusca; Gastropoda; Lepetellida; Haliotidae
Product: neuronal acetylcholine receptor subunit alpha-7-like
Exons: 3
Coding region: 19-564 (181 amino acids)
Biological process (GO): monoatomic ion transmembrane transport; chemical synaptic transmission; nervous system process
Cellular component (GO): membrane; synapse; neuron projection
Molecular function (GO): transmembrane signaling receptor activity; neurotransmitter receptor activity; extracellular ligand-gated monoatomic ion channel activity
Source: RefSeq, a predicted model, not a curated record
AACGUCGCAUCCUUUCCCAUGGAUCAACAACAGUGUAAGAUGACGUUCGAGUCUUGGACAUACAAUGCCAAUCAACUCAAUAUCUCAAAUGGUGAACGAGGGGAAGAAUCCUUAUCUGAAUACAUUUCCAAUGCGGAAUGGGAACUGAUCUCAUUUACAAAGGACCGACAGGCCAAGUAUUUCGCAUGUUGCCUGGAGCCCUACAUUGUAUUGACGUACACAAUGUCCCUGAGACGGCGCCCAAUGUACUUCCUGAUGUAUCUCAUGAUGCCCUGCCUCAUCAUCACGUUGGUGGCUCUGCUGGGACUCCUGGUGCCGAACGAAUCUGGGGAGAAAAUAUCUAUUGGAAUCACUUCUCUUCUGGCAAUGAUAGCGUUGUUGCUGGUUAUUUCGACAUUUCUACCACCGACGUCACUUGCGAUUCCUCUAAUUGGUCGGUACUACGCGAUCAAUAUCUUCAUCGUGUCUCUGAGUAUUGGUCUGGCCGUGUUCACUCCUGAAUAUCCAUCACCGAGGGGCGACAGGACACAGACUCCCACGGCUUGUCAAAACUUUGUGCUUUAAUAUUCUUGCGAGGAUCCUCUUCAUCAAAAUAGACCUGCCAGAGUGUACUAACCAGAACAUGACCCUAAUCCCUGCUCAUGAUGAGGCUAUGGAUGCAGACAAACCAGCACCCACCAUGACGGAGGGACAGCCCGGUGGAGGGAAUAACGUGGUGGAUGUUCUCAACCGACUGCUCCACACAGUAGAGAAGGCCAUGGAUCUACACAAGAGGAGGAUCACAUCACAAGACAGCCUUGACGAGGCUACAUAUGAGUGGAAACAACUGGCUAUCGUUCUCGAACGCGUUCUGACCAUCAUAUUUCUCGUUGUCACUGUUUGUGCCGCAUUUGUAAUGUUCUCAUAGACUCACUGGUAGCCUGGUGGUUAAAGUGCUUGUUAGGCAGAUCGUACACUUAGCUACUGUCUUAUAAGGGUAGUACCAGGAGUUAGCCUUGUG